Messenger RNA from Limulus polyphemus (Atlantic horseshoe crab), 980 nucleotides. RefSeq names its product protein CBFA2T3-like. Lineage: Eukaryota; Metazoa; Arthropoda; Merostomata; Xiphosura; Limulidae. Gene Ontology annotation, biological process: negative regulation of DNA-templated transcription. Gene Ontology annotation, molecular function: transcription corepressor activity. Gene Ontology annotation, cellular component: nucleus. The transcript has 2 exons. The coding region runs from base 356 to 751 and encodes 131 amino acids. The record is from RefSeq and is a predicted model, not a curated record.
CUAAAGGAGUAGAUAAAGAAUGUAGUGUUUAAAAAUGAAAUAGGCCUAGUACGGAUAUCUUGUGACAAGUUUAAUUGUAAUUCUUCGCUAGCUUGUAAAAGGCGUACAUGCUAUAGCAACGAGUGAUAUACUGUCUAAGCUAUGUCAUUUGUGCAAAUGCACUUGACUAUUGUUUUGAGUUGUGUGUGUGUGUGUUUAUUUGUGAGAAAUUAAUACUGUAUAUUUGUGAUAUACAACUAAUUAGAAGAAAGGACUAGUGGAUGUUGUAUCAUGUGUGAGUAAUUAGCUGUUUUUAGAAGAAGCGGUAAACGAAGUGAAACGGCAGGCUGUUGUUGAACUCCAGAAGGCUGUUUCUAUGGCAGAAUCUAAAGCCAGUGAGUUAGUUGCUGUAGAAAGAGCGAAAAUGGAGAGGCUUAUCUCAGAAGCAAGGCGUCAAGGAUCAGAAGAUGUCCUGACUUCUAUUAACCAUCAAGAAGAUUCCACAGAAAAUUGCUGGAAUUGUGGAAGAAAGGCACACGAGACUUGUAGUGGGUGUAAUAUCGCAAGGUAUUGUGGUUCUUUUUGUCAACACCGAGACUGGGAGAAUCAUCUCCAUAUUUGUGGCAAGAGCUCUGGUAAACCUGCGUCUACCACAUCCAGAGUUGGCCAAUCCUCGGUAAACUCGACAGUCUCAACAGUAUCGUCCACGAAUCAUGGUAAAAGCCCUAGUUCCAAAACAUCAAACUGGACGAAAGAACCAACGAAUAACUGAUAGUGGAAUGUAUUCUGUAGUAGUGAAAAUCACAUACGGACUUAAAUUGAUGUGAUUACGAUAGCAUUGAAUAUUCGAGAGAAACACUUUUGUUAAUGAGUUAAAACACCAAAGAUAGAUUGCUGUGUAAUGUGAAUUAAAAAUAAUACUUUGAUAUAUGUAAUAUUGUAGGUAUAACUUUAUUUAGUUAUUUUCCGUGAACUGCCACAAUAAACUGAUGUGUCCUUGA